AUGGGAGUGGUGCGAGAAUCCAAAGGUAAAUUAGGCUCGAAGAAACUUUCAAAUGCACAUGAUACGGUUUCAAAGAAGCAUGCAAGUGCGGUAAAGAAGGGUCCCGCUAAGCAUGGUAAGCCCUUGAAAGCGAAAGACGAAGUGACCCAAAACCCGACCAAAAAAAAAAUCAAAUCGGUUCGGAUUCAUGAGGUACCAAAUGUUGUUCAAUUUCCAUCAAACAAAGCUCCAGCGUCUUUGAAAACAAUACCGAAAAAGCAGAAGGGCGACGCGGUCGAGAAAGUGUCCGAAAUUGAGGAUGGCGAUGACGAGGAUGCUAACAACGACGCUGAAUUGCUGAGUGGCUUCCCAGACUCGAUCUCGGACGAAGAGGAUGAAGAAGAUGAUGCAAUGACGAAGCAAGCAGGCCUGACCCUCGAGGAAGUUGCCAACCUACCUAGUAGCCGUGGGAAUGCCAGCGUCACGGAGCGACUCGAGAAGGCGAAGAAAAAGAAAAAUCACAAAGAGCAUAAACCGAGUGAGGCUGGCGAUGGUGAUAAGGAUGGCACAAAGACCGGUGUUGUGUACGUUGGCCGGCUUCCUCAUGGGUUCUUUGAAGAUCAACUACGCGCAUACUUCUCGCAGUUUGGGGACAUCAACAGGCUUCGUCUCUCUCGAAAUAAGAAGACUGGGCGCUCGAAGCAUUACGGAUUUUUGGAGUUUGACUCCCCUGAUGUGGCAGAAAUUGUUGUUGACACCAUGAAUAACUACUUGCUUGAUGGACACAUGCUCCAGCUUUCUAUGAUUCCACCUGAGAAAGUAGAUCCAAACUUGUGGGUGGGUGCGAAUCGCAAGUUUCGAACUGCACCAGUGGAUCGUAUGGAACGAGCAAGACGCUCAAGGUCGCGGACGCUGGAAGAACGUGCGAAGGUUAAUCAGAGACUCUUGCAACGGCAAAAAAAGCGUCGCGCAGCAUUAGAGCGGGCUGGCAUUGAAUAUGAUUUUUCAGGGUACGAACUUUGA
Malassezia globosa CBS 7966 is the source of this 1002-nucleotide messenger RNA. RefSeq lists its product as uncharacterized. The transcript has a single exon. Bases 1 to 1002 code for a protein of 333 amino acids. The record is from RefSeq and is a predicted model, not a curated record. Gene Ontology annotation, cellular component: nucleolus. Gene Ontology annotation, biological process: maturation of LSU-rRNA from tricistronic rRNA transcript (SSU-rRNA, 5.8S rRNA, LSU-rRNA). Lineage: Eukaryota; Fungi; Basidiomycota; Malasseziomycetes; Malasseziales; Malasseziaceae. Gene Ontology annotation, molecular function: RNA binding.